UCAUAACAUACUAGGGGGUAGGGAGGCGGGAAGGAGGAGGGAAGGGAACCAGUAUUGUGGCCAAGUUAUCAGUCACCUUCUUGUGUUCUUAAGAAUGCUUCAUUUCUUUUGUUUGCCCAGUUUUUCCUCCCAGAUUCCUGUAAACCUGUUACCUAACAAGGUCAGCGUCACUUAGGUGUUCUCACCCUCUAAUGGGAACACUGGCCAGGGAUUAAAGCCCAGACCGCCAUCCUAAGAAGUCUGGGAGCCUCCAACUGGGAACCUUCCACACUUUCUUCAGGCGACCUUACAGCAGCACCAACAAUCGCAAUGAGAAUUCUAAUCUCUUCCCUCCUUCUGUUGCUGCCACUAAUGCUGAUGCCUAUGGUCUCUAGCAGCCGAAAUCCAGGGGUCGCCAGAGGCCAUCGGGACCAACGCCAGGCUCCUAGGAGGUGGCUCCAAGAAGGCAGCCAAGAAUGUGAGUGCAAAGACUGGUUCCUGAGAGCUCCUAAAAGAAAACUCAUGACAGUGCCCGGGCUGCCAAAGAAGCAGUGUCCCUGUGACCAUUUCAAGGGCAGUGUGAAGAAAACCAGGCACCAAAGGCACCACAGGAAACCAAACAAGCACUCCAGAGCCUGCCAGCAAUUUCUCACACGAUGUCAGCUGGAAAGCUUUGCUCUGCCUUUAUAGGAGCCCUGAGGGCCCACUCUCCCAAUGCAACUGUCUCAGUCCAGAAGGCAGUGAGUGCACCUAGACGAUGUUCUCCCACUUGCAGCUCCGCCUCCUUGUCCCCACUCGUGUUUUCACAAAGCAUUUUCCCCAAGAUUACUGUUCUCUCUAGUGCCCUCUUCUCUUCUUAGUCUUUUCUUGUACCCUACUGAUGCCUGCCCCCCCCACCCCCCCCACCCCCCCACCGCCCCGCCCCGC
This is a messenger RNA of Felis catus (domestic cat), 906 nucleotides long. RefSeq names its product C-X-C motif chemokine ligand 17 (gene CXCL17). NCBI's taxonomy places the organism in Eukaryota, Metazoa, Chordata, Mammalia, Carnivora, Felidae. The record is from RefSeq and is a predicted model, not a curated record. The coding region runs from base 310 to 669 and encodes 119 amino acids. Gene Ontology annotation, biological process: positive regulation of macrophage chemotaxis; positive regulation of monocyte chemotaxis; negative regulation of inflammatory response. The transcript has 4 exons.